Messenger RNA from Ascochyta rabiei, 567 nucleotides. RefSeq lists its product as uncharacterized. The transcript has a single exon. The coding region runs from base 1 to 567 and encodes 188 amino acids. Lineage: Eukaryota; Fungi; Ascomycota; Dothideomycetes; Pleosporales; Didymellaceae. The record is from RefSeq and is a predicted model, not a curated record.
AUGAAGUCUUUCUACAUCAUCAUCAUCGCCUCGGCAUUUUUGGCGCUCAUUGCUGCUGUCCCCCUCCGCGGCGACGCCAAUUACCUCAUCAACACUCUCAGUCCCACGUCAAGCACCUCCGCACUGCUCUCCGCCCUGGCUGCAGGGGUUGCCGAGAACCCUCCCGUUGGCUCCGUGUCUACGACCAAGACUCCCCGUGCAAUUAUCGAUGUGUGCGGAGGCUGCAUGUUGCCUCCCUUCCCGGCUGGAAUCCACUGCGCGAUCCAGUGUAACGGGUCCCCGCACCGUCACGGUGUUAACUCUCUCCCCGUCGACCCCGUCGACGCGACUACCUCCACGGUUCGGCAAGGAGCAGACGCCGCAGAUGUUGAUCUCGAUGAGAGACCUCCCACGCCCCCGCUGCCAUCUGACCUCGAGCUGGACGGGGGUAUCAGCACCGCCAUCGAGUCAUCUAACCCCUCUGCGCUCGAGCAGGGCGCUACUGCUGGACUUCUCGACACAGUCUUUGGUAGCUGCCGCUGGCCUAUGAAUUUCUUUUUUGGUUGCGAACUGGAUGAAAACGAGUAA